AUGUUAUUAGCUUCCUUUUCUACUGCAUAAAUUGCCAUUUUAGCAUCUCAUAAUUUCAUAUUUUAAUCACAUAGUUUUUUUUCUUUAUUAUCCUUACCAAAUAAUUGUUCCUUUGCUUUGAUGUUUAACUUUCAUCCUUGGAUUUCAUCUAAUUGUUUAAAAUAUCUAUCUAUUAUACCUUUGCAAUAAUAAUAUUCAGAAUUUCUUAAUCAUAAUUUUAAAAAACUUCUUCAAAUCUGUUCAUUGUAUAUGUAAUUUAUAUUUAAUAGAGUAUUUUCCUUGCUGAAGGUAAUUAAUUGUCUGAAAUCUUAAUUUAAUAACUGUUAUAAAAUCAUUAGUCACAAAUAAUUCAAAAAGGAGUGUGAAUAAUAAGAAAUUUAUUAAUUAUCCAAUUAAAAUAAGAAAUUUUUAAAUAUUUUGUAACCAGGUGGAAUUAUUAUUUAAAUUGAUAAUAUGUUAAUUCAAAUGACUUAAACAGAAUCCAUCUUGCGAGGAGGUGGUUGUGGAUCUUGGAAAGCAAACUACACGAAUUCAGGAAUCUCAAUGUUGAAUAAUCAAAACCUCCAGAAUUUCUUUAAGAAGUUCAAUUUUUAUGUUGAGUAAAUUUGCUAGAAGGCUGUUGUUGCUGCUGAUUAAUCAGAAUCUUAAGAAAUAAUGAUAGCUUUAUAAUGGUUUAAAUUUUAAGAAGAAAAUAUUUACAGUCUUAAUAAGAAUGCCUAAAGUGUAGUGAAAUCAUACGAUUUAAUUUUUGGGGGAAUCCAAAAGUUAUUGAAUAGCUGUUUGACCUACAUUCGAACAGAUUCAUUUAAGUGUUUAUCUAUCUUAUAGACAACAGCAUCUCUAUCUAAAGUCAUAUUUAGCUUCCAUGUAAUAAAUGAGGAAAGAUUUAUGAAAUGUGAUUUAUAAAAGAAUAUUUUGGACCUCUCUGAUGAAAUAAGACAACAUAUGGAAAUAGAGAAAAAUGAUUUGAUUCAAAAUUAAAUGGAACUCUAUCUUUUCUUAAUAAAAACUUCUUUUUAGAUUGCACCUAAUAAUAGUAAUGAAAGGGAAGAAAUCUUAAAAGGAUGCUUAAGUGGUAUUAUUAGUUCAAUAUCUUAAAUGAAGCCAAACGAAGAACUGCUUCAAUCAUUAUUUCAAGGUGCUUGUCACCUUUACAAAUUGUAUGUUAUAAACAAUAAUAAAAAAUAAUAUGAAGUUUAUUUCUAAAUAGACAUGUUGUAAUGGGAGAUAAUAAGUUAUUUUAAGAAUGACAAAAUUGAAAUAUAUGAUAAAAUUGUGAAAAAUUCAAAUGAUUGGAAAUAUCAUUAUCUUUGGGUUUAAAUGAUCGGGAAUAUCUUAUAAUAUAAUCCUCUAUUAACAAAACUCAAAUUAAGUCAGUUGAUAAACACAGAAAAUAUUGGAGUAAAGUCAGAUCAAAUUUGGAAGGAAUAUCAAAGAAAAGGAUUACUAAUUCAGAUGAAUCAUUGUAAUGACUAAGCCCUUAUCCUACUCAAUUAAUUUUAAGAUAAAUAAUUAAGUUAAAUUGAUAGAACGAUAUUAAAAACCUGUUUCAAAGAAUGGGAUGUUUUUUUAUUACUUAAAGAUUUUCUCAUAAAUGAAAAACAUCAAAAUAUCUCUUUUACAUUUGGAUCCUAUUUAAAAAGCAAAUUAGAAAUUCAAGGAUAAGAACUUGAAUAAAAUGUAAAUAUAGUGGCGAUUAACAAUAUAAAAAAGUUUUUAGGUUUUUAUGUUUCUAAUAAGUUACUAAUUUUAAUUCAAAUAAAUACUGAGAAAUUGGAAGAAGCAAUUAAACUUUGUAGAAACUUUACAUAAGAUAAGUAAUAUGAUGAAAAUUUAAAAUUAAAAAUUCUUUCACAAUAAAUACAAAAAAUUAUUCAAAAUUUAGACAUCUACCUUUAAAACACAUAGGUGCUUCUUAAAAUUAUGAGACUAAAUUAAAGCAAAUAGAAAAAUGGAGAGGAAGUUAAGAAUUUUGAAAAAUUUAAUAAACUGUUGAGACUAUAACAAAUAUUAUAAUUAUAUAUCAUUUUAGAUUAAGAUUAAAAUUAAGAUUAAGGAAGUCAAACACAACAUCAAAAGAUAGUAAUUGCCAACAAUGAUAUUGAGGAGUGGAGAAAAUUAAUUUUCGAUGAGUUAAAUAACAUUGAUUUUAAAGAAGAUAAAUUUUCAAGUCUGCAGUUAACAUCAAACCUACAAAAUAGUAAAAAAAAAAUUAGGAGAGAAGUUGAAAAUUUGAUUGAAAAUUAUUAGAAAGAAAUUUAAAAAUUAGAAUUAUCUUAUAUUCAAAAUGACUUAUUGCAAUAUUUUUAGAUCUUAGUCAAUAAUCUAAAUUUAAAUUAUGAAAACAAGUAUUAUGAAUUUUAAAACCAUUUUUCAGAAUAUUAUAAAUACCUUCAAGGAAUUAUGAUCAUUAUGUCUAAAAUUGAGACAGUCCCGUCAAGGGUUGAUCUGAAAAAAGUUAAAUAAGCUCUUUCUGAUUUGCAGUUGCUAAAAUUUCUAGAAAAAUUAAGGUAAAGCAAUUUAAAGCUAAAAUUAAAUUUGGUUGCUUCAAAGAAGUCUUUUUCAUUUUUAUUAGAAAAAGCAAAAUUAGAGGAAUUAAGAAAAUUGUCUGAAAUUAUAAAUCUUAAUCGGUUUCUAUUCAAUAUAAUUGAAGAGUUUCCAGAAAGAAUUAUGACAAAAAGGACAAAUUUUGAUAGAUUAAUUUACACUGAAUUACAAAAUAUUGAAAUCACAGGAGAUGACUUUGAAUUUAGGUUAUCGAAGUAAAAAGGUAUAAUUAAAUCCCUCCUAUUUAAAUAAAGUUUAAAUGAAAAACAGUUUGAAUAAGUAGGAAAUGAUUUAGAGAUGUUUGAGAAGGAAUUUGGAGAUUAAUUCACCAAAUAAUCUUUUUCAUUGUAGAAAAUUUAGAAAAUUUUUUAAGAUUUAGAAGUUGAUAAAUCUAAAGAAAAGAUGGAAAAAAAAAAACUAAAUUCAUUAGAAAUAAAAUUGGAAAAAGAAAAAUAUGAAAUGUUUUUGUCUCAAUUAAAAGAAAUUGAAGAUUUUAGAAAAUUUUUAUAGAUUGAAAAUUGGAACAAAUUAAAACAAUAAACAGAAACGGUGAUUCAAACAUUGGAAAAAUUUGAAUGCCCAAACAAGACCAUUUUUUUAAAGUUAAUAAAUUUAGAGCUAAACCAAUUACAAACUCUAAUAAGCUAAUAACAAAUAAAUCAUGAAGAAUAGUAAGUUUAGAUAUCUCCAAUAAGACAUGAGAGAGUUGAUGUGAUAGACAAUGAUAAAUGCUUUUAAAUUGAAUUAAUUUAAUAGAUUCAUUUAGAGGCAGGAAAAAGUGAAAAUGUUGUUGAUACCACUUAAAAUGGCUAGAAAUUUAAUUUUUCGAGCAAUGAAAGCUAUAGAGUUUACCUAUCAUUCAUAACAAAGGUAGUAAAGAUAAAAUAACUAAUAAUGAAAGAAGAGAUGGUGCUAUUAAGCAAUUUACUUGAAGAAGUUACUUUUUUUUCUAAUACAUUUUGUUAAAUUGAAAAGUAUGAAAAAACAAUUUAAACUGAAUUCUAAGACAAAUUUUAAGAUGGGAUUAAAGAAUUUAUUAAAAAGUUAGAGUAAUUACAAUUUUCAUAUGUUAAUUUAGAAUAGAAAAAAGAUGAAAAUUUUCAUUCAUAUAUGGAAAGUUUGGAAAUCAAGUUAUUUAAUAGGGAAAAAGAUCAAGUGGCGACUCAAAUUAAGAUAAACAUCUUUGAUUUUCUUGAUUGCUUAGAAUUUUAUUUAUUAGAAAAAUUAGCCUAAACAAGAUGUUUUUCAAACUUCAAAAUCGAAUAAGAUUUUCUAAUCCAAUAAAUAAAAAAAUUAUACUGUGAAGAAAGCAGUGAAGAAUUUGAAAAAGAAGAAGAAUCAAAUUUAUUAGAUAAUUUGGUUCAAAGGUUCUAAGACUUUAAAAAUAAUGAAUAAUGGAAAAUUAAAUAGGGUUUAGUGUUUACUAUAAUUUAGAUUUCAACUAAUUGUUUUUCAGAUUCUAUAACUUCUUUUUGUUAGAAGGUCUUAAUCUAAUUAUGGGUUUAAGAAAAAGAUCAAAGAAUUCGAAAUUUUUUAAAGAAUUAACAACUAAUAAGCAUGUAAAUGUAGAUUUUGUAGAAAGAUUGGUCUACCUAACAUGAUAGAAUUGCAAAGAAGAUGUAGGAGAUGUUGAGAAGGAUUGAUGAAUUGUAAGAAUAAAUUUCUCAUGAAGCUAAUCUUAAUAAGCGAGAUCUCUAUUUGAAAGAACUAGAUGAAACAACCGAGCAAUUGGAUUAAUAAAUUGAAAAUAUAAGUGAAAUGGGUUAAUAACUUAGACUGAUAACUGAUUUUGUUAAUCAUAUCCGAAAAGGUUUAAUUAGAAUAGAAGGUAAAAUCAAUGAAAUGAAGGAAUAACUGAAUACAAUUGGUAAUGAUAUUAAAUUUUUGAGAGGAAAAUCUAUUGAGUAGCUAUUUGAAAUUAGAAAAUGGAAAGUGUUGAAAGAAGCAGCCUACAAAAAUGCUAAGUCAAUUUAUGUACCAUUACAAACCCAAGAGAUAGGGAAGGAGGAGUGGAGCAUUUUGAUGAAUUUCGAAAAUUUAAAUGAUCCAGGAGCAGAGGUGAAUGAGUUUUUAUUACAAGAGUUGCCUGAGGAAAAAAAAACAGUCUUAUUGAUACAUGGUUAAGCUGGAUCCGGCAAAAGUACUACAGCAAAGAAAAUAGAAGAAUUUAUAUGGAAAUUACAUAAUAACAAUUAAAAAAUCAGAAAUCAAGUGCUCAUACCUGUUUAUAUCUCAUUGCCUUCUUUAAAAAACCCAGUUUUUCAAGCUGUAGAUGAGGCACUGCGUCAAGAUGAGUAUGGUUUUGACUGGCUCUAAUUAAAAGAAUGUAAAGAGUUGUUGAAAAAGAAGGAAUUCAAAUUUUUAUUGAUAAUGGACAGUUAUGAUGAGAUGAAACUAGAGCAUAUUCAAAAAAAUUUAUAUUUAAGUAACAAAGUAAAUUCGAUUUGGUCAAAUCCGCUUGUUAUCUUUACAACUAGAAGUGACAUUUUUACAAGUAGGAAUUAUACCACAUGGUUUUAACCAGAAAAAAAGGAAGAAUUGAAAGAAGUUUAGCUUCUAAAAUUUAAUGAAGCAUAAAUGAAGUAAUAUCUAAAAAAAUACACAAUUUAGACUAUUAAAAUGAAAAUUUUUGAAGUAUAUGAACAGUAUAUAGAAAUUUCCAAUCGAGGAGUUGUUGAUAUUAAGAAGUUUGAUUUUUGUUGGGAGAAAUUCAUCUCAUAAUUUUAGAUAUCCGAAGUAACUAGUGAAAAUCUUUUGAAUGAGAAAUAAAUUGAGAGCAUAUUAUAAUUUCUUUAAGAUGAUGAGCUAAUAGCAUUAAAAAGUAUUGAAGCUUUGAGAAGUUUAAGAAUAAAUUUACAAAAACUUUGGAGUUUUGAAAGAUAUGAAUAAAUCAUAAGGAAAAUAAACUUAAAUCAGUUGGUGGAAACUCCUUAUAUGAUGGAAAUUGUGGUUUAAGUAUUGCCAGAUAUGGUGACUAAAGCAACUGAGAUAAAUAAUGUGAAAUAAAAUUUUCUUAAGAAUUUCCCAAAUAUGCUUAAAGUAUUUUAAGAUAGUCAAUUUUUUAUCUAAAUGUAUAAAAUGCAUUAAAAAUAACUUAUAAAUAAGUAUAAUUUUGAGAUUGGAAAAGAAAAUUAUAAUACAAAUUAAGAGGAUACUUUUACAGAUUUGGAAAAUUUAGAAAUUAUUAAUUAUUAAGAAAUUACUCAAAAAAUUUGGAAUUUAUUAGAAGAAAAUUUAGUAACCAUUUAAUUUCAUACCACAAAAGAAGUAGACGAUCUCAAAACAAAACUAGCAAAAAUAAAUAUACCCAGCAUUUUUGUGUUAUCAAACAAUAUAUUUGAAAAAAUAGCAGAUUAGGAGGAAACAAUUAUCUCUGUUGUUUGUGACGCACUACAAUAAUACAAUCUAACAAGUUAUGACUUUUAUGAAGAGUUUAUUAAUUAGUAUCAUCUGACAUAAAUAGAAAAAUUGAAAAACUUAGGGAAAUCCAUAAAUAUUAGUAGCUUUGUUCAUGAUUUAAACAAAUUUUCAAUUGAACUUGCCAAAAAUAUGAGUUUUAGGCAAGUAACUUAAAUUUAGUAUUAAUAAAAAGGAUUAUUAUAUUUUGAGGAAAGAUUUGAAGAAGAAUGGUUGAAUUAAUUUUUUAAUGAUUAUUCUAAGAAUGGAAACUACAAAAAGGAUGUGAGGAGUUGCUCUUUAAUUAGAUAGAAAGGUGCAAAUUUUUCAUUUGUGCACAAGUCCAUUUAAGAGUUCUUGAUAGCAUCAGAUUUAUUAGAAGUGUUAGUUUUAUCUCAAAAUCUAAAUACCCAAAUAUUUAGUCGAAUUCUAUAAAUUUUAGUGAAAGAAAAAACAUAAUCUGUCAAUACUAUCAAAUGUAUUGAGAGUUGGAUGUAAUAAUCAAAAUGUGGCACUUUCAAAACAAUUAUGCAAUAAACUUUGAAUAUUCUUUAAAUUAUAAGGAGACACGAGUUAAAUAAGAUUGAUUAUUCAACUAUUAUAUACAAAGAAACAAGAAAAUAUAUGAUAUCAAAAAUAUAAAAAAAAGAAUAAAUAAUAGAAUUUUUGAAAUUUCUUGUUUAUUUAACUGCAUUCGAUACAAGUUACAUAAUUUGUGGCUCAAACUCACUUAAUUUAUUAGUUGAGAUGUAAGUUGAUCUAACUAGUCAUAAUUUUGAGAAAAUAAGGAUCAAAAAUACUUCCUUGAUAGGAGGUAAUUUUGCUAAAUGUAAUUUAAGCUAAUCUGAAUUUGAUAAUGUGAACAUAAAUGGAAUUAAUCUAAAUGGAGCAUAAAUGUUCCACUGUAAUUGGAAGAAUCUUUAGUCUAACGAUUUACAUUCAUUAAUUGGUCAUUCAAGUGCUGUUGCGUCAGUCAAUUUCUCUCCUGAUGGUACUAUAUUAGCAUCUGGUAGUUAUGAUAACUCUAUCCGUUUAUGGGAUGUUAAGACAGGAUAAUAAAAAGCCAAAUUAGAUGGUCAUUCAAAUUAUGUUAUGUCAGUCAAUUUCUCUCCUGAUAGUACUACAUUAGCAUCUGGUAGUUAUGAUAACUCUAUCCGUUUAUGGGAUGUUAAGACAGGAUAAUAAAAAGCCAAAUUAGAUGGUCAUUCAAAUUAUGUUAUGUCAGUCAAUUUCUCUCCUGAUGGUACUACAUUAGCAUCUGGUAGUUAUGAUAAGUCUAUCCAUUUAUGGGAUGUUAAGACAGGAUAAUAAAAAGCCAAAUUUGAUGGUCAUUCUAAUACAGUUUAUUCAGUCAAUUUCUCUCCUGAUGGUACUACAUUAGCAUCUGGUAGUUAUGAUAACUCUAUCCGUUUAUGGGAUGUUAAGACAGGAUAAUAAAAACCAAUAUUAGAAGGGCAUUCAAGGUGUGUUAGAUCUGUUUGUUUCUCUCCUGAUGCGAAGAUGAAUCAAUCCUUUUAUGGAAUGUUCAGACAAGAUAAUAAAAAACCAAAUUAGUUGGCCAUAAAAAUAGAGUUUUUUCAGUCAACUUCUCUCCUGAUGGCACUAAAUUAGUUUCAGGUAGUGAAGAUAACUCUGUUCGUUUAUGGGAUGUUGAGACAGGAUUAGAGAUGGCCAAAUUAGAUGGUCAUUCAAGUGCUGUUGCGUCAGUCAAUUUCUCUCCUGAUGGUACUACAUUAGCAUCAGGUAGUGAAGAUGAACAUAUUCAU
This is a messenger RNA of Paramecium tetraurelia, 7709 nucleotides long. RefSeq lists its product as uncharacterized. The transcript has 3 exons. Gene Ontology annotation, molecular function: histone binding. Lineage: Eukaryota; Ciliophora; Oligohymenophorea; Peniculida; Parameciidae. The annotation marks the transcript as partial. The record is from RefSeq and is a predicted model, not a curated record. Gene Ontology annotation, cellular component: Set1C/COMPASS complex.